Messenger RNA from [Torrubiella] hemipterigena, 1854 nucleotides. The record is from the annotation of a GenBank genome assembly. NCBI's taxonomy places the organism in Eukaryota, Fungi, Ascomycota, Sordariomycetes, Hypocreales, Clavicipitaceae.
GGUGAGGCUGAUGUGCCACUUACACGCUGGCAUUCUCCGACCAGCCAGUACCUCGGACAGGGCCCCAUGUGUUAGAGACUGUUUCACUGUUCAAAGUAUAGCUACUCUGAGAAGUUUGGUAUUCAUUCGAAAUGGUUGUAACUGGUGGUAUAUGCCAUUGAAGUUGUCGUUUGAUCGUCAGCUUUGUAAGCGCCACUAAUGAAGCAAAAAGAGGUUUAGUAGGUAAUAGGAGCCAUUCGAGCAGAGAUUUAAGAGAAGGGAUAAAAAAACAACCGAAAUUCGUUCACCCCACAGCUCACAUUCAGGGUGCCAAGCUCUAGGUUGAUAGCUGAGGCCUCUUUUCAGCUACACGAGCAGCCGUUCAUAGAGCGUAGGUACCCUCGACCUUAUAGGGGUUAGCAGGGCCAGAAAAUGCCCUAUUGGGUUAUUUCACGGGCUAUCCUGAAAAAGAAACAAGGGAAGACAGCCACACUUGCAGCCCUGCAUGCUUGGACUGGGUUAGUCUAGCGCCUCGGCACUUCUGCCGGUUGGGGCGAGAGAGCGAGGCAGACUAGCUUUGGGCUUCUGGGCUGCUGGUAUAAAAGAGGAUGGCAUACGCAUUCUUGUGGCGUGAGAGGAGUUGGUUUUAUCCAUUCGACCUAAUUCUUCCUCUCUUUUACUUCCUUUUUGUCAACAAGAUACCUGGUGUUAGGACUCCUCGAUCCAUAAUUACGCAUAACCUCUCAUUUCUCACCUGUCAUAUCAACAACAAACCUGAUACCUUGACGAUACAAUGUCUGCCCCUGUUAACAACGAAGCUCAAGCUCCCAUUGAGCCUGUGGCUGCUGCUCCCGUAGCUGCUGAACCUGCUGCUGCCCCUAUCACUGAAACCAAGGCUCCCGCUGCGGCUCCAGCUGCUGCUUCUACUGGCGGUCCAAUUGACCAGGACGACCUGAAGCGAUGGACCGAUCGCGCCAAUGACAUUCUCGCUCGCCCUUCUGAGCAUCUCAACUCAUCUUCUGCUCCUGGUGCUCAACCGUGGUAUGCUGGAUUCUUUGACUGCUUCAACCCCGUCGACUCGUGCCUUAUUACAUGCUGCGUUCCGUGCGUCACCUUCGGCAAGGCGCACCACCGCAUUCACAAAGAUCCUUCUCUGAAGGGCUACGAGCCCGUCAACACUUCUGUAAGUCACCAAUUACGUCUUGCGAUUUUAUUGUGUGAUGAAGAAUGGAAGCAAAAGUGAUGUGCUAACAUCGGAUUGCAAUACAGUGCCUUCUCUUGUGUGCUUCGGGAUGCGUUGGCUGCUUCUGUGUGCCGAUUGCGGUCCAAAGUCAGAUGAUGCGUGAGAAGUACCAUCUCGAGGGAUCCUGUGUUGAGGAUCUUCUCAAGGCCUGGUGCUGUGGCUGCUGCACUCUUAUCCAGCAGGACAAGGAGGCCGAGUAUCGCGAGACCCUUCUUCGCCAGGCUCAGACCGAUAGCACCAAGCAGUACCAAGCCAGUGGUGGCAUGUCGUAUCCUGCUCAGUAAUUAGAAAGUUGAUGGGCGUGUAGGCGCUGCUACAGUUAGAUACCCGUGGGCAGAAAGCCCUUCUGUUGUUCUGUUUCUAAUUCCGAUGCCACAAAUAGGUAGAUGCAGGCAGAUUGUUUAGUUUGAAAUGCAUUUGUUUGCUCGUGUCUUUAUUUUUUUUCUUAUUGAUUCGUGCAUGCCACUCACGAUCUUCCAUCGUGCAGCUGAAUCACAGAUGUUAGUAAACACGGAGUAUUUGUUUUAUUGACUUUUCGUGCUCUUUUAUUCACGAUGCUCCCUGUCAAUGUGAUGGUGUUUGUGUUGCAGAAAGCGAUCGAUUUGGUGAUGCUAGUGUGAGAACCGCUGUGG